CCUCACUGUUUCCAAAUGCUGAAUCUGCUGCUGCUGGCACUGCCCCUGUUCAGCCUGGUGCAUGCAGCCCCCGCUCCAGCUGUGCCAAGAGUGGGCAUUGUUGGGGGACAGGAGGCACCUGGGAACAAGUGGCCCUGGCAGGUGAGCCUUCGUGCCAAUGAAACCUACUGGAUGCAUUUCUGCGGCGGCUCCCUCAUCCACCCACAGUGGGUGCUCACCGCGGCACACUGUGUGGGACCGACUAUUGCUGAUCCCAACAAGUUCAGAGUACAGCUUCGAAAGCAGUACCUCUAUUACCAUGACCACCUGCUGGCUGUGAGCCGGAUCAUCACACACCCGACAUUCUACACCCCCCAGAAUGGGGCGGACAUCGCCCUACUUGAGCUCAAGAACCCUGUAAACAUUUCCAGCCAUGUCCACCCCGUCUCCCUGCCUCCUGCCUCAGAGACCUUCCCCUCGGGAACAUUGUGCUGGGUGACAGGCUGGGGGAACAUCGACAAUGAUGUGAGCCUGCCACCGCCAUUUCCCUUGAAGGAGGUGCAAGUUCCCAUUGUGGAAAACCAGCUUUGUGACCUGAAGUAUCACAAAGGUGUCUACACAGGGGACAACAUCCACAUUGUUCGCGAUGACAUGCUGUGUGCUGGGAAUGAAGGACACGACUCCUGCCAGGGUGACUCCGGAGGACCUCUGGUCUGCAAGGUAAAUGGUACCUGGCUGCAGGCAGGUGUGGUCAGCUGGGGUGAGGGCUGUGCGCAGCCCAACAGGCCUGGCAUCUACACUCGGGUCACCUAUUACUUGGACUGGAUCCACCGCUAUGUUCCCAAGGACUUCUGA
Psammomys obesus (fat sand rat) is the source of this 834-nucleotide messenger RNA. Its product is annotated as mast cell tryptase. The record is from RefSeq and is a predicted model, not a curated record. The coding region runs from base 16 to 834 and encodes 272 amino acids. Gene Ontology annotation, biological process: proteolysis. Gene Ontology annotation, molecular function: serine-type endopeptidase activity. The transcript has 5 exons. Lineage: Eukaryota; Metazoa; Chordata; Mammalia; Rodentia; Muridae.